Heterotrigona itama is the source of this 1177-nucleotide messenger RNA. The record is from the annotation of a GenBank genome assembly. NCBI's taxonomy places the organism in Eukaryota, Metazoa, Arthropoda, Insecta, Hymenoptera, Apidae.
AUGGCUCAUUCGAUCUUCAACGAAGUGAGAGUGUUUGAGGAUACGGAUAAAGAAACAGACAUAAUUAAAAGUAUCAUUAAAACGGAAUAUCAUUCAAAAGAGGGACCGUUUUGUAUUCUUGAUGUUGCCGAUGUGAUGCGGAAACAUCAGAAUUGGAUCGAGAAGAUGCCAAGAAUUAUUCCACAUUAUGCAAGAAAUACGGACGGUUAUGGAGUUAGGAGUACCUGCGAAUAGAAUUAUCUUCGCAAACCCGGCGAAAUGGACCACUCACAUUAAAUUCGCCAAGAUGAUGAACGUCGAAAAAAUGAUCGUCGACAGUGACACGGAAAUUCUCAAGAUAAACGACAUUUUCCCAGAAGCGAAAAUAGUGAUUCGCAUUUGUUGCGACGCCAAGAAUGCCUUGAUAUCGCUUGGAAUGAAAUUCGGCUGCGAUCCAGACGAAGAAGCGGUCCGAUUGAUGCGUUUAAUAAAAAGCCUUGGUUUGACGUUGUGGGGCUUUAGUUUCCAUGUCGGCAGCCCGUGUGGCGAAUUAGAGGCUUAUGUCAGAGGAAUCAGAAUGUGUAAGAAACUAAUCUCGGCUGCUAAAGAAAUUGAUUGCAAAGAUGUUCAAUUAAUCGAUGUUGGUGGCGGAUUUCCUGGUAACAGAGGAUUCUUUAUCGAUCAGAUUGCAAGCCUUAUCAACAAUGAAAUCCAGGACAUCGACCCGAAUAUCACGAUCAUCAGCGAACCGGGGCAAUAUUACGCAACAUCGGCAUAUAGUCUCGUAUCGCUUGUGCAUACAAAAAGAGUUGUUCGUAAAGCGGAGAGAAAUCAUCAGAGAACGAUGAAAAAUUCGUUUCAUAUAUUUGGGGUCCAACCUGUGAUUCCUUGGAUUGCAUUUUGAAGGACGCAAUGCUGCCAGAAUUUCAGCAGGGUGAUUGGUUGAUCUGGAGGGACAUUGGAUCCUACAGCAUGAGUCUUAACUCUUCGUUCAAUGGUUUCCCGCCACCUAAAAUAUAUCCGAUUGCGAAAAAAAGUCAGUGGUUAGUAUAAACGUUAAUUUGUAAUAAUUUGUAGUAAUACAUGCAAUACAAAUUUUGUAAUUAAACAUUCUUGAAUGUCUGUUUGUUUCUAGGAAAAGCUUUAUUGCUUAUACAAACAGAAUGCAAAAAUCGCAGGAGCUCAUUUCAUUAAAUAA